This is a messenger RNA of Symbiodinium natans, 525 nucleotides long. NCBI's taxonomy places the organism in Eukaryota, Dinophyceae, Suessiales, Symbiodiniaceae. The record is from the annotation of a GenBank genome assembly.
AUGCGAACCAAAGGUUUCCGGGCGGCAGCGGCAACGCGACUAUGCUGCAUGAUGGCUGUCUGCAGCUGCUUGGCAUCCUGGCACCCAAGCUUCCUCGCUCUGCCGAGCAAGGACCUGCAGCGACGUGCCGUGGCAGCCGCCCUGGCUUCGCAGGUGCUGCUUCCGUCAGUGCCUGCAGUUGCCGGCGACCGGGAUCGCACGUCCAUGGUGAUUGCCGUCAGGAGAAAAUUCCUUCCACGGGUCCUGGCUGGCUACAAAAAGCUGCAGGCAGACGGCGCCGUCACAGAUGACUUCAUCUCGGGAAAAGAUUUCAAGAAGUUCAACACGGCCCUGGAUGCCUACGGCAGCAUCCAGCGCCUGGAUGAGGCACCUGACAAGUACUCAAGGAAGCUGCAAGCUGAUGCCAGGGAUGUGGAGCAGUUCCUGAAGGCCAAGGACUACCAAAAGGCCAUGGAAAUGCUGGAAACCUUUCGGCAAGACAUUCCUGCUGGUCCGGGCUCCUUCGUGUGGACCGAUGAGGGCUGA